Blepharisma stoltei is the source of this 1419-nucleotide messenger RNA. The record is from the annotation of a GenBank genome assembly. Lineage: Eukaryota; Ciliophora; Heterotrichea; Heterotrichida; Blepharismidae.
AUGAAAGAACAUGCAGAUCCUGAGCUUGAGCCUCUUGCAGGGCCAGUGCCUCCUCAAACCACAGUAAUAGGAUCAAUUCUUCGAAGCUUAAACUCUCUAUACCAUUCUCCCCGAGAUUUAUGAAUUUUAUAUACAAUUGAGUUAUUCUCAAUGACCAGCAUGGAAUUAAUUAUCAUCUGUAUGAAAACCUACUUAGAAGACUCAAUCGGUUUAACAGAAAAUCAAGUUGCGUUAAUUAUCACUUUUUUCAUUUUCAUGUCAGCCAUUAUUUGCAUUGUAUUUGGGAAUUGCAUUGACAGGUUUGGAGUAAAAAACACAAUAAAGGUGUCUCUUUUUAUUGGAAUUUUUGGCUUUGUCUUGCUUUGUGCUGUAACUAAUAAGUAUGCUGUACAGACUAUAAUUUUGCUAUUUCACGCUCCUAGUUCAGCACUACUAUUAGGCUGUUUCAAAGUCGGGAUAAAACAUUAUACCUUAGAAGCUGCAAGAAGUCUUGGAUAUUCUCUAUUCUAUAUGGUUCUCAUAACUUCAUCAAUUAUUGCUAAAGUUCUUAAAGAUUGGAUUUGCAAUCCACUUGAUAACGAAGAUAUUUUGACUUUUAGAUACAUUUUUGGAGUUGCCAUUUGUUUCUUACUAGUAGCUUGAUUCCUACCUUAUUUUUUGAGAGAACUCGAUUUCCAGGUUUCUGGGACAACAGAAAUUGUAAAAGAUGACGAUCAUGGAAAUAUGUGAAAAUUUGUUAGAAGCGUACUGAUUUUAUCAUCAUUUUGAAGACUAGUCAGAUUUGCCCUUCUGGUUUCCUUUAUGAAAGCAGCAUAUUCACAUGUAUAUGUGACAAUGCCUCUAUAUCUCAAUGUAACAAUUGAAUUUGACGCUCACAUUGAAUAUGCCUUUAUAGUUCAUAAGAUGACAGUUUUGAUAGCGAUUAUCCCAUUGACAUUUUUAGUCAAUUUUAUUAGCAAUUUUAACUUGGUACUCAUUGGAUCAUCCAUAACAACUUUAUCAUUUGCCCCAAUAAUUAUGUAUGAAGAUCCAACCUAUUUCCGGGUGUGUCUUUUUGUGUUUUUCCUUUCUAUUGGUGAAGCAAUUGUUGCACCGAGGUUUAUAGAAUAUGCAAUUCAGAUUGCUCCAAAAGGAAAAGAGGCCACAUUUUUCUUAAUCGCUACAGUUCCGAUGAUUAUUUAUGUCAUUAUUGCUGGAGGAGAGUCAGGGAGAGCUAUUAAAGAAUAUUGUAACCCUGCGAAUAUUUUUAAUGGACAGGGAAAUGAUUGCAGGCUUGUUUGACUUAUUAUUUUCACAAUUACUUUGGUUUCGGCGAUUUUGCUUUUAUCUCUUGUCAAAUAUCUGAGGCAGCCAGAAAUAGAGACUCAAAAGUAUAUAUCAAUGUCCAAAGAAGCAAAAGAUCAUCAAUCAAGUCAAUAA